Messenger RNA from Pangasianodon hypophthalmus (striped catfish), 6399 nucleotides. It is a transcript of the gene e2f1, whose product is annotated as E2F transcription factor 1. Gene Ontology annotation, molecular function: protein dimerization activity; DNA-binding transcription factor activity, RNA polymerase II-specific; RNA polymerase II cis-regulatory region sequence-specific DNA binding. The coding region runs from base 987 to 2294 and encodes 435 amino acids. The record is from RefSeq and is a predicted model, not a curated record. Gene Ontology annotation, biological process: regulation of transcription by RNA polymerase II; G1/S transition of mitotic cell cycle. The transcript has 7 exons. Gene Ontology annotation, cellular component: Rb-E2F complex. Lineage: Eukaryota; Metazoa; Chordata; Actinopteri; Siluriformes; Pangasiidae.
CGGCACGUGCCACUUUUCGCGGCAAAGUAGGAUUUGGCGCGUGAAAAUCAGCUCCUCUGUUUCCGAUCAGCUGGAACAACAACAAAAACAACCGCGCGCGCGACGCCGAGGCGGAAAAGCCCGAGCUGAUCUCCUAAACCCUGGACACUUAAAGCGGCUAUAAGGAACAUCUGAGCGCUUCUGGAGCUUUAUAUUUACACCUGCGAGCUUUGGAUGAUUGUUUUGUCCUUUGUUUUUUCUGCUAAAACUUCCUGAAUGAGCCGAGAACCAGCCCGAGCUGCAGGAAGAGCUGAAAGAGAAACCUUCUUUGUGCUGUCAGAUCCGCUUCUUCUGCAUUUUCUCUAAAGAAUUAGUUGUUUUUAUUCCUAGAACCUGCUUCUGCAUGAAAGUUUUAGCGAUUGCAUUUUGAAAAUGGGCAAAAAGUUCAUCUUUUUAGGCUUUUUUGGCCUGUUUCUCUUUCCAGUGCUUGUUGCCGAAUAGGCCUGAGCUUGUCUAAAAGCUGACGUGAUUAUAACUGAUACAUUAUAAAUGAUAAUAUGCAUUAAUAUUAGUGUGUAUUGGUGGUGGUUUUUUGUUGCUGUUUUUAUGCUUAAUCUCUGAACUGCAUGUGUGUUCAGAGAUUAGUGCCAAAACAAAGGAGACUUGAAGAAAUUCAUUACAAUUAAAGUUAGAUUGCAUGAAUAUUGAAUGAUGAAAGCUACAAGUCUGGAGUUGUAACAGGUUCAUAAAGUCAACCUGAAGAUCUGAAGCCAGAGAUUUUAGACUUUUGUAGUGUUCUGAAACUACAAAAAACAUUAAGCUCUUCAGAUUAGUGAUCAAAUGGGUCAUCAAUAUCAGUUUAAAAGCAUACAGCUGAAAUCGAGUGUAAUUUUACUAUUUAACUUCUCCUCAUCAUCAUCAUCAUCAUCAUCAUCAUCGGUGGAGCUCUGAGACAGGAAGCUGAUAUAACUGGUUAUUAUAAGACAGGGUGAAAGGUCACAUCUCGGAUGGCGGACACGGUGGUUUCUGCUCACAGCUCAGAGGAUCUCCUGGCUGACUUUGAGACUCUCCUGAACAGUGGCAGCAUCGACCUGAGCGCAGAUCAUCAGAUCGUCAUCAUCUCUCCAGCGUGCGGCGGUGUGGAGCUCCUCCAGCCCCGGAGUGCCGGAGCGGAUCUGCUGCUGUUCUCCACCCCACACAGCACCGCGCCACCCGGCGUACAGCAGCGCAGAGACGCCGCGCCGGGCCGCCCGCCGGUGAAGAGGAAGUUGGAUUUGGACAAUGAUCACCAGUACAUCAGCACUACCAGACCACCUCCACCAUGUCCUGCUCCUCCUGCUACGCCCGGACGUCCCAGAGUCCCUCGUCUCAGCACGGAGAAAUCACGCUAUGACACGUCCCUGAACCUCACCACCAAGCGCUUCCUGGACCUGCUGGCUCAGUCCCCGGACGGCGUGGUGGACCUGAACUGGGCCUCGCAGGUGCUGGACGUCCAGAAGAGACGCAUCUACGACAUCACCAAUGUCCUAGAGGGCAUUCAUCUCAUCUCCAAGAAAUCCAAGAACAACAUUCAGUGGCUUGGUAACCGUAUCGACGGCGCCUCAGUGGCUCGCUAUCAGGAGUUACAGAGAGAAGUGUCUGAACUGUCUGAUGCUGAAGACAAACUGGAUGAACUCAUCAACAAGUGCAGCCUGCAGCUCCGCCUCCUCACCGAGGACUCGGAGAAUAAGACGCUGGGGUAUGUGAGGUGUCAGGACCUGCGCAGCACCGUGGACCCUCCGGAUCAGAUCGUCAUCGUGAUCCGAGCCCCACCUGAGACGCAGAUGACCGUCACCGAGCCCAGUGAGGGGUACCAGAUCUCCCUGAAGAGCACCAAGGGUCCCAUCGACGUGUUCCUGUGUCCUGAGGACAGCUCUGGAGUUUGUAGUCCUGUAACAGGCUGCAGUCCCGCAAAAUCAUCCACUCACAGCCCUCCUCGUCCAGCCUCGUCCGCACAGGAAGCGAGCUCAUCGACGCCAGCGACGAUCCCGAGCGCCUCCCCGCUUCCUUUAGUGAGCGAGACAGAGUCACUGCUGGACCCGUUCUCAGGCAUCAGUGAGAUGGCCGACUUUGACCCCUUGACGCUGGGAUCGUCAGACUUCCUUUUGGAUCGGGCUGGUCCCGGUUCCGGCUCGGAUCCCUUCAGCCUGCCGAUCGACAGCUUCAUCAGCUUGUCUCCGCCGCACACGCAGGACUACCACUUCGGUCUGGAGGACCACGAGGGCAUCAGCGAACUGUUCGACUGCGACUUCACCGACCUCGGCCCUCUGUUCUGAGAGUCUCUGUUCGUAUCGUCCCUCUCCUUCACUUUAUCACUUAGCACCAUGCCUCUGUCAGUGGGCUAAAAAUAUUGGCACCCAUUUUUAAAGGCACUUUUUCGAAAUUUGUCUGACAAAAAAAAUAUAUAUUUCCACUCAUCUGGAAGAAAAGGAAAAACUGACUCCCGUUUGCAUCUUCAGCACUUCCUGCUUCAUCAUGCUAAAAAUUGCUGCAGCUCAGAGCUGCCUUUCGUCCGUCACCAGCUCUUCACACCAGCCAUCUCCGAGCUCUGCUUCUCUAAUCAGUUUAAUUUAUUUAUAUAAAAAAUAUAUCGUAAUCUUGUUUCUUUUAUUAUUGUUUAAAUUUCGAGGUAGAUGUAAAGAGGGUUGUGUGUUAUGUGCAUAGAGAGGUGUAUAUAGUGUGUGUGUUUGUGUAUGUGUAGAGUUUUGAAUCGUAAGGUUUUGCUCAGGUGAAUAGACGAGUCCUGCGUUACGAUACGUGUUUUAUAACGCGCCCUCGUCGAUCUGUCCUUGUGCGUAACGGACGAGUGGCCACUUGCAGCGGUAGAGAAGUGUGUAGUGCUUUUCUUUCCUAGCUUGCAAAGUAGCUAGCAGCGCACACUGGCGAGGUUAUUUUAUCCAACAUGUACAGAUGUAGUCAUGGUUGUCUACGUAAAACCCUACGUUAAAAAAAAAAAAGCAUUAGAUUGCACUGCAUUCUGGGUAGUUGAUCCCUCGCCCUUCAGCCGAACUGAUAACGUAACAAAAAUUAACGUUAAAAUGGUGACGGUGAUAUAACCAUGGGAAAGUUGACAAGGGCGUGUUAUAAAAAGUAUUGGCACCAGGCUUAUUAGUGUGUUUGUGGUUGUUGCUUGAAUUCAUGCAGGAUUUUUUUUUGGAGUACGUUUACAGAAUGUCUGUGCGUUGGCGGUGGUUUUUCAUUGGUUGAUUUCCGAUAAAUCUUUUCAGUCAUUCGUAAUACAGCUUAGCGUGUGCUGAUGUUAACAUUUCACCUCACGAUGAUCGCAAAAUCUUUCCACACACUUUACAAUAUAAUCGUAGCAUUGCAUUUCUAAGCAUUCGAUAUAUCUAUAAUGAGUAUCAUAACAUGACAUCAUAUAACUGAUAAUCAGCAAAAGCCUAAAUGCAGCACUGCUAUAUAUAUGUGGGUGGGGCGAUAUGACAAUAAAUCAUAUCACGAUUCUUGAAAGUAUUUUUACAAUACAUGAUAUGUAAAAACAAAUACUUAACCCUGAAAGGGAGGAAAAAAUAAAGGUUUAAAGAUUUUACAAUUUAAAAGGUUAAGUACACAAUUUUAUCAUCACAUAAGCUCCAUGUAGUCAGUUUGUGAUUUAUAAUAAAAAAUGUAAUACAAAGAUAUCACGAUAUCUUAGAAAAGUGUAUUGUGAAUGUGAAUAAUUUAUCAUGAUAUUGAUAUUAUAUUGUCAUAUCGUCCAGCCCUACUGCCAUAAUGAUCCACAAGAACGUCAUAGCUCAUCAGAUUCCUUUCAAUUGUAAAUGUAACCUUCAUCCAGGAUGUGUGUGUGUGUGUGUGUGUGUGUGUGCGCGCAUGUGAUUUAUUAUUUUUUUUCGAUCUCGCACAUCUUGCGUCCAAAUCUUACUGUAACUCGCCUGAUCCUCCUCAUUUCCCAUUUAAUACAGGUUCCAAUUAUCCAUUAUGUGAACGUGAUUUCUUCAACUGCUACCUAAAACUAAUGUAACAAAAGUCCCUAAUUAAAUAUUUAAUAUAAGGAAUACCAUUUAUUCUUGUAAGUAUAUUCAGUAUAAAAAAAGAACUAAAGGAGCUAUGAGGAGCUGCACAGUGCUUUGGUUUUGGGGGGGGGACAUUUGAAGGGAAUUUCUCAUUAAAAGUAGGAAAGGUCCCUUGUUUGGAGGUUAAAUGUAUGAUGUCAUCAGUGUGCGCCUCUAACGUGUUGCUCUGGAGUGUCUUAAAAUUUCCCCUCAGACAGGAAUUUAGCAUUUCAGUGCAGAAAAUUAAACACAGUGGUUUAUUUGUUAAGAAUAUUCAAACGUUUGCUGCAAGCCCGUUCAGAUUUAUGCCUUUUCUUUUCAGAAAUAUAAAGAGCUUUGUGUGGAGUGGUUAAAAAGGAAGAAAUCACGAUCACUGUAGUUCAGUUAACGUUUAGCUAUAUUACGUCAUUAUGAUUUUAUUUCAUCGCUUUAGUCUCCCAGAAACAGGCAUUUGAACUGCCGUUUAUAACCGUGUUUGUACAGCGAUAGAUGAAUUUAUUUUAAUUAUUUUUGUUAUUAAUAUUUCUCUCUAUUUAUUUUUUUGGGGUCCUGAAAUGGUCCUCAUAGUGUAGUCUUUUUUUUUUUUUUUUUUUUUUUGCUAGCUUGCCCUCUAGCUAGUUAAUUCCCAGAAAUGGAAAUAUUUAAGUAUUUCACCUUUUCAACUUUUUCAUUUUUUUUUUUUUUUUUUUCUUCCUCCCUUUCCACCUGUAAUAAUGUAUACACUGGUAGUUCAUUUUUACACACAGAAAUUCAGAUUAACAUUAGGUGCCAAAACUUUUGAGAUCUCUCAGUUGACUGAAAGAUCAAAGUUGUUUUUUUUUUUGGUUUUUUUUUUUGUUUGUUAUUUUCAAAUUUUGCAAAUGUACCAUUUUAUAAGCUUCCCUUUCCACUUAUUUUCUGUAAAAUGAAUAAUUUCUUGUAAUAUGUUCUACACUGGCUCUGAGUUUCGUUACUAUUUGAACACUCUCGCGUCGACUUUCCCUCACAACUAACGUCUAACGCAUUCGUAUUCAUCACUUUUACAAGAAUAUUCCAAAGAAAAUCAAGAUUUUCUAGAGACACAGAAAUGUAGCUUCUCAGCAUGGCACAACAGACAGAUUGGUUAGCCAUCGAUGCUAAGGGAAAUUAUUGUUAAUUUUACUCACGCUGAGUAUUUUUCUAGCAUUUUUCCAACACAUCUGAGUGAAAUGUUGAUAUUCUUGACAGUUUUAUGUAGUUUUUACUGUCACUCCGUCUUUACAUAAGUCUGUAUCAAAGACUUAACAGCUAUGUGCUCGCUAGAUCGCUAUAUUUCUAGUGUCAAUCGUAGGCUCUCUGUCUGUGAAGUAUUUUCCCGGUGCUUUUUUUCCCUGGAAUUUUCUUACUACUUUAACCAUUUAAACGGAGCUAAUGUCUUUUGUUCACAUUCUUACAUCGAAAGCACAAAGUCCCAGAGUCAUUUUGCUAACUAGCCGACUUGCUAGCUAGUAAAAAUUUAUAAAGUUGAAAUAAUUGUUAGCGUUUCUGCCUUUGGGUAAUAUUCUCCUUCCAAUGUUCUUGAUAGAACCCUAAACACAGUGGCGAGGAUUGAACCGAGGGCAAAUAGGUAGGGGAAGUCGACGAGGGCGUGUUAUGAAUGUGGUAUUGGAACACAGCCCUGGUUCGUAUAACUUAGUUUUAAGUUAGUAAUCUGUAGAGGUUUUAUUUAAUAAGCUAUUUCAAUCAUACAUGAGUAUGAGAUAAUAAACUGCCUGUGUGUGUCUGUGUAUGUGUGAGUGUGUGUGUGUGUGUGUGUGUGUGUGUGUGUGUGUGUGUGUGUGUGUGUGAGAGAGAGAGAGAGAGAGAGAGAGAGAGAGAGAGAGAGAGAAAAUGUGGCUGGGUUUUCAGAAAGGCAGCUUGUUCUACUUUGCGAGUGUGCACUUAAGUGUGUGUGUGCGCGUUUGUGUGCGUGCCUGUACACGUGUGUGUGGUGUAAAUGCUUAGUCGAAAAAUAUCUUGGGUUGUGUGUGUGUGUGUAUAAAGGUUUUAUUUGUUGUUUCAAAUGUGUGCAGUGUGUUGAAGAAGUUUUAGAGUUUUUCCAUUUGGUUUGGGGAUUGUGUGUGUGUGUGUGUGUGUGUGUGUGUGUGUGUGAGUGAGUGAGUGAGUGUGUCUGGGAUCAUGAUGUCACAUUAUUCAUUCUGUAACUGACGCAAUUUAUCCUGAAGUGCAAGAAAACAGUUGAAUCUUUUAAUCACCAUCCAGCUGAAAGAUAUUUGUUGAUAAACUACGUGGUUUGGAGAAAAUGUAUAUCCAUAUGCAAAUUCUUUAUUAUAUGGCUUUUUAAUGACAGGCAGUGAAAACAACAAUGUUUCUGUUUCAUUAACAAUCCCAAUAAAUCAGUUAUCUCCCUUCA